Messenger RNA from Paramuricea clavata, 675 nucleotides. Lineage: Eukaryota; Metazoa; Cnidaria; Anthozoa; Malacalcyonacea; Plexauridae. The record is from the annotation of a GenBank genome assembly.
AUGACAGACAACGGCCCACAAUUUAUCAGUGAUGACUUCCGAGACUUCUCUAUGAAGUACCAAUUUGAGCAUAUAACGACCAGUCCCUAUCACCACCAAUCCAACGGCAAAGCCGAAUCUGCCGUCAAGCAAGCCAGACGAAUAAUUCGAACAUGCAAAUCAUCAAACGAUAACAUGUACCCUGCCCUUCUUGCCCACCGAAACACCCCCCAAACAACCCAUGAAACAAGCCCCGCACAACGACUGUUUAACCGCCGUACAAAGACUCCCUUGCCCGUCUCGGAGAAGUUGCUUCAACCGAAGAUAAAUCCGCAAGCAAACAAACGCAUCCAACAAAGACAACAGCUCCAAAAGAAAUACCACGAUCGUGGUGCAAAAGAGCUCAGCCCGUUGCGGAAAGGAGAAGUGAUGAGACUACAGCCAACCCGAAUCGGCGAAGAGAAAUGGAAGAGAGGGAUAGUUGUACGCAAAGCCGAGAUAAGAUCAUAUGAAGUCCAAUGCAACGGGUGUGUCUAUACUAGAAACAGAAAAUUCAUCCGACGAUCAAGGUUACGUGCAGAAUUCGGUAGUGACAACGCAGUUGAAGAGAUGUCAGACAUGCCCGAAGCGGAAGAGCACGUUUCUGUACCUACUGACAAUGAUUCGCCCAAGAAAACCUUCAACCAGCACACUUAG